Molecule: messenger RNA, 2096 nt
Organism: Maniola jurtina (meadow brown)
Lineage: Eukaryota; Metazoa; Arthropoda; Insecta; Lepidoptera; Nymphalidae
Product: dendritic arbor reduction protein 1-like
Exons: 9
Coding region: 22-1233 (403 amino acids)
Biological process (GO): regulation of transcription by RNA polymerase II
Molecular function (GO): DNA-binding transcription factor activity, RNA polymerase II-specific; RNA polymerase II cis-regulatory region sequence-specific DNA binding
Source: RefSeq, a predicted model, not a curated record
GACGCCCGGCCGCAGCCGGGAAUGGAGGCCUGCUGCGCGAUCACACCUGCCGAGGACCUCGUGGGCGACCAGAUAGUCCCGGGUGGCGGUCGCUGGGGUACUCCACACACCGUUGGCCUCCUCGACUCUUGGUUUCAGAUGCAGACAUCUGAGCUGGAGUCAUUGCUGUGCAAGCAAGAGGGCGCCUCACUCCAGUCCGCCCACAUGGACCUAUUCGAUGGCGGAACGACUUCGCGUGACGAUGCCUUCCUCCGUCCUGCCCUCUGGGAGGACAUCGCCUCAUCCAUCAGGAACAUCGAUCCUGAGAACGCGAACAUGCUCGCUCCUCUCGGGGCCACCCACGUUAAGUUGGAGGCUGAGGACGCGCUGCUCGAGGAGUGCGCCACUCCUUUACUCAGCCCUUUGGAGAUCAAGACGGAGAGGCUCUGCGCUCCGCCGACGUACGCGCAUCCGCAGCCACCGCAGCAUCAGCCGCACCAACAGCCGGCGACAUCCUUCUCGAAAUACCCCCCCUCGAGACUCGUCUACAUGUCUCCACUGACGCCGCCCGGAUCCGAUCAGGGUAGCCCAGGAAAUUCAAUGCAGGGUGGCCCGCGUCGGACACCACCGCCCCCGUACCACGCACCACCGCUACUGCGUGCGCCACAUAUACCACCGCACCCUGUGUCACAAGGUCACCAUCACCCACAGGCAAUGUCGCAGCCGUUGCAUAUGGCUCCGCAACCUGUCCCAGUGCAACACCCUCAUGUGCCACAGCCUCACUCGCGCCUCGCGCCUCCCCCCAUCAAGUACAACCGCCGGAACAACCCAGAGCUCGAGAAGAGAAGAGUUCACCACUGUGACUUCAUUGAAAGCUGCGCCACACCCGUCCGCGCCAGCGCCUCAUUCGCGCCUCGCGCCUCCGCCUUCCAAGCGGAACAAUCCCCCGUGCAAAACAAUCCCGGACUAGAGAAGAGAAGAGUGCACCAUUGCGAAUUUAUAGGGUGCACCAAAGUUUACACGAAAAGCUCGCAUCUGAAGGCUCACCAACGAAUUCAUACAGGAGAGAAACCUUACACUUGCCAGUGGCCGGAGUGUGAGUGGAGAUUUGCGCGGUCCGACGAGCUAACCCGGCACUACCGCAAGCAUACUGGAGCUAAACCCUUCAAGUGUGCGGUUUGCGAGCGAUCCUUCGCGCGUUCCGACCACCUCGCGUUGCACAUGAAGAGGCACUUGCCCAAAACGUCUAAAUGACACGCGAGGAGAGGCGGGGACCAACCUUCUACGCCUCAACCUAUUCAAGAGGAAACCAGCGAAGGCCUCUUUCUAGAGUGCGAUCUGGAAACUAGCCUGAUGGACACAUUCUACAGCGUACUGUGACUUCGCAGACACGUAUGGAGACAAGCAAACAACAGUAUGUGCAUAUAAAGCGAAACUGCAAGAAACCAACUCAUUUUAUCUCAAACGUCUCUAAUUGUUUAGGAAAAAUAAACUAUACAUGACUACACAACAUGUUUUACGUGCAUUAUUGUGACAUAUUAGUAGAUAAAAUGUACGAAUUUGUGGACAAACGCGAAUCACAAUACUUAGUUAACGAUAUUGUAAAUUUAUUAUAACAUGUUUUAAAAAGCACAACAGGUACAAUCUUUACCAAGGAAUCGCUUUACAUAAAUAAUUAUUAUUGUAAAUUGUUAGCACAGAGUCAUCUAUUGAUCAAUCCAAAAUAGUUUAUUGAUAAGUAUUUUAUAAAUAUUUAUGUACAUUAAAAAUGACAAUUAUCUCUAGUGGGACGCAGUGUUUUGUGACGCCUUGUUAUCAAUAUUUAUUAAUAUUUCAUAUUAUAAGUUAUAAAGUAUCAAUUACUAUUGUAAAGAAAUAUUAAAAAAUCAAUGCUUACCUUACACUUACCUAUGUUUUCGAUUGACGCUCUACAUUUUCGUCGUCUGGCAACAAAUAUCUUAAUAUUAUUUUUUAUUCAAUAAAAUAUUAUCUUUGUUAUUUUAGUGACAAAACAAAUAGACAAUUAAUAUAAAUGUGUGACACAUUGCAUAAAACUGACAGCAUUUUGCAUAAUUAUCUAAGCAUUUGUGUUUUUGGGGUUCCGUACCUCGAAAUAA